AUGAAUCUGGAAAUGUUCACCUGUUGUUUCUUUCAAAUUUCCAGCACUCCAACAAUGCAGAUCAACAAGACAAUCCAGAAGGAAUUCAUCCUUGUUGGCUUUUCGGUUUAUCCAGAUAUACAGGCAUUCAUCUUUGUGGUCUUCCUCUGCCUCUAUCUUUUCACAUUCAUGGGUAAUAUGACCAUCAUGGGUCUAACUUGGGUGGACACAGCCCUCCAGACCCCUAUGUACCUCUUUCUCAGUGCUCUCUCCUUCUCUGAGACCUGCUACACAAUGUCCAUCAUUCCCAAGAUGCUGGCAGAUCUGCUGGCCAAGAACAGAAGCAUUUCAAUUGUAGGUUGUGGCUUGCAGAUGUGUUUCUUCUUGGGACUUGGUGGCACCAACUGUCUCAUUCUCACUGCGAUGGGUUAUGAUCAUUUCCUGGCCAUCUGCAACCCUCUUCGAUAUCCUUUGCUUAUGACCAACAUAGUAUGUGGAAAACUUGUAGCUUCUGCUUGGGCUGGAGGAUUCUUCAUCUCUGUGAUACAGACUGCACUGAUAUUCAAAGGGGUUUUCUGCAACCCCAACCUUGUAAAACACUUUUUCUGCCAUAUGCAGGCAGUUGUGAAGUUAUCCUGUCUAGACAGUGACUUCACAGAAUUCAUUGUAACAGUGCUCUCAGUGUCAGGCUUGCUGGGUACCUUCUUGCUCAUCAGCCUCACUUACAUCUUCAUUCUUUCCACUGUCCUCAGGAUCCCUUCAGCUGAGGGCAAGCAGAAGGCCUUUUCCACCUGUGCUUCUCACCUCACAGUGGUCAUCAUCCAUUUUGGUUUUCCAUCUAUUGUUUAUCUGAAGCCCGAAGCCUCAUGGGGAGAUGAUACACUCAUAGCUAUCCCUUAUACUGUCAUUACCCCUUUUCUCAGCCCUCUCAUUUUCACCCUCAGAAAUAAAGAGAUGAAGAAUGCUUUCAAAAAGUUGCUGGGAAAGCUAGUUGUGUUGGAUAAAUGA
Molecule: messenger RNA, 987 nt
Organism: Choloepus didactylus (southern two-toed sloth)
Lineage: Eukaryota; Metazoa; Chordata; Mammalia; Pilosa; Megalonychidae
Product: olfactory receptor 10X1-like
Exons: 1
Coding region: 1-987 (328 amino acids)
Biological process (GO): G protein-coupled receptor signaling pathway
Cellular component (GO): membrane
Molecular function (GO): olfactory receptor activity
Source: RefSeq, a predicted model, not a curated record